This is a messenger RNA of Ziziphus jujuba (common jujube), 2084 nucleotides long. RefSeq names its product putative indole-3-acetic acid-amido synthetase GH3.9. The transcript has 4 exons. NCBI's taxonomy places the organism in Eukaryota, Viridiplantae, Streptophyta, Magnoliopsida, Rosales, Rhamnaceae. Gene Ontology annotation, molecular function: acid-amino acid ligase activity. The record is from RefSeq and is a predicted model, not a curated record. The coding region runs from base 182 to 1996 and encodes 604 amino acids. Gene Ontology annotation, cellular component: cytoplasm.
ACGUUACAUAGCCAAAUCCAUUGUAUAUAAGACCCCAAUUGGUUUCAAAAACUAUUUAGCAAGGAAAGAAGAAUUGUAAUAUUGGAGUUGCAGUAGUGUGGUAUUUUUAUUUUUAUUUUUUUGUUUUUCUGUUUUGUCCUUCCUGAUUGUUCCUCGUUGUAAGAAUAAUAAUUAAGAACAUAUGGACGGGAAGAGACUUGAAUACAAAGGUGAGGCCGCCUUGAAGGAGAUUGAGAGGCUGACGAGGAACGCUGAUAAAGUUCAGGAGGAUAUAUUGAAAGAGAUCUUAGAACGAAACCGUGAAACUGAGUAUUUGAGCAAGUUUAUGGAUAAAUCUGGAUCACCAAAAGAAUUUAAGCAGUGUGUCCCUGUUAUUACUUACAAGGAUAUUCAGCCUUAUAUCCGAAGGAUUGCUAACGGUGAAGAUUCCUCUCUGAUUACUGGCCACCCAAUAACUGAAAUGCUAUGCAGUUCAGGAACAUCAGCUGGGGAGCCCAAGAUGAUGCCAUCAAUUGCGGAAGAUCUUGAUCGUCGAACUUUUUUAUAUAAUCUCACCAUGCCAAUUAUGAACCAGUAUAUCCCUGGUCUCGACGAGGGCAAGGCCAUGUACCUCUACUUUGUCAAGGCUGAAACGUCCACACCUUGUGGUUUACCAGCUCGAACCGUGCUUACGAGCUACUACAGAAGCAAGCACUUCAAGUGCCGAGCACGCGACCCUUUCAACGACUACACGAGCCCUGACCAAGCCAUUAUCUGCAACGACAGCAACCAAAGCAUGUACUGUCAGUUGCUAGCCGGCUUAGUCCACCGCCACAAAGUUAUGCGGCUGGGAGCUGUGUUCGCAUCGGCUUUUCUGCGAGCCAUUUCGUUCCUCGAACGAAACUGGGUUCGUUUCUGCAACGACAUAAGGAAUGGUCAAUUGGAUCCGUUGAUCACCGAUCCCGAAUGCCGAACAUCAAUGUCCAACAUACUUUUGCAGCCGGACCCACUUCUGGCUGAUGAGAUCCAGAACAUCUGUAGCCGUCCAUCAUGGAAAGGUAUUCUUCGCUUGCUUUGGCCCAGAGCCAAGUACAUUGAAGCUGUGGUAACCGGAUCGAUGUCACAGUACAUACCGGCCCUGGAGUACUACAGUGGAGGAAAACUGCCUCUUGUGGGGACCAUGUAUGCUUCGUCAGAGUGUUACUUUGGGGUCAACCUGAAACCCUUAUCCGACCCGGCUGACGUGUCAUUCACCCUUUUGCCCAACAUGGGAUAUUUCGAAUUCAUACCCUUGAGCGACCAUGGGACACUUCUAAUGGACUUGGAUGAAGAAACCGAAGUGCCUAAAGAUAAGCUUGUUGAUCUUGUAAACGUUAGGCUUGGCUGUUAUUACGAAUUGGUCAUAACCACAUUUGCUGGAUUGUAUCGGUAUCGGAUCGGCGAUGUGCUGCAAGUGAGUGGGUUCCACAACAAAGCCCCACAGUUCAGAUUCAUAUGCAGAAGAAACGUGGUGCUGAGCAUAGACAAUGACAAAACGAACGAAGAAGACCUGCACAAGAGCAUAAGUGUGGCUAAGAAACUUUUAGAACCUUACAAUGCACUACUCGUGGAAUACACUAGCUUUGCUGACGCAUCAAAUGUGCCAGGCCACUACGUAUUAUAUUGGGAAAUAGAAAUUCUAAACCAUUCCAAUUCCUAUACCAAUUCCAACUCAAUGGAGGACAUUAUGGUUUAUGAUAAGGUGUUCCAAGAGUGUUGCAUUGCCGUGGAGGAACAGCUUGACUACAUAUACCGUCGUUGCCGCUCAUAUGAUAAGUCAGUGGGUCCACUUGAGAUACGUGUGGUGGAGUCAGGCACUUUUGAGGCACUUAUGGACUUGAUCAUUAGCCAAGGUGGUUCUAUCAAUCAGUAUAAGACUCCAAGGUGCAUCAACUCUAAUCCUAAGGCACUACAGCUUCUUGAUUCUAAUGUCAAGGCCUCUUAUUUCAGCCCAAGGGAUCCUAUGUGGAGACCUUAAUAUAGCGUCUUAAUAUUGUUUAUCUUACCAAAAAGAGAAGGAAAAAAAAAAUGUGAAACCCAUCCUUUUUUCAUUUUCUGUUUUUUUU